AUGUCACUGAGCAGUGAAAGAAGAGUAAAUACCUCGACGCUGAAGAAAAUUGCGGCAGAUAUGAGCAAUUUAAUAGAGAACCUGGACAGCAGGGAGCUCCACUUUGAGGGGGAAGAGGUGGAUGCUGACGUGUUAAAUGAUCCGAAAACAACUGUGGGCAUCCCAUUCUCUGCAAUUUAUAACACUCAAGGGUUCAAAGAGCCUCAUAUACAGACAUAUCUAACCGGAUGUCCGAUUAAAGUCCGACUUCUGGAAGUAGAACGCUUUACCUCAACAAAAAAGGUACCAAGUCCAAAUGUUUACACUGUUGAGUUCACACAUGGGGACUUUACAUGGCAAGUGAAAAGGAAAUUCAAGAACUUUCAAGAAUUCCACAGGGAACUGCUGAGAUACAAAGCCUUCAUACGAAUUCCUAUCCCUACAAGGAGUCACACAGUUAGAAGACAAACUGUCAAAAGGGGAGAAGCGAGGCAGAUGCCAAGUCUGCCACGCACGUCUGAGAACAUGGUCCGAGAAGAACAUUUUUCUAGUAGAAGAAAACAACUGGAAGACUACUUGACAAAGAUCUUAAAAAUGCCCAUGUACAGGAACUACCAUGGAACGAUGGAAUUCAUUGGUGUAAGUCAGCUGUCAUUUAUCCAUGAUCUAGGACCAAAGGGCAUAGAAGGUAUGAUCAUGAAACGAUCUGGGGGCCACAGAAUACCUGGUCUGAACUGCUGUGGGCAAGGAAGGGUCUGCUAUCGAUGGUCCAAAAGGUGGUUAGUAGUGAAAGACUCUUUCCUAAUGUAUAUGAAGAUGGAUAGCGGAGCCAUUUCCUUUGUCCUGCUGGUAGAUAAAGAAUUCAGCAUUAAGAUUGGCAAGAAAGAGACUGAAACAGAAUAUGGGUUACGGAUUGACAAUCUCUCCAGGUCAUUGAUUUUGAAGUGUAACAGCUACAGACAUGCCCGAUGGUGGGGACAGGGAAUAGAAGAGUUCAUUCAGAAAAAUGGCAAAAACUUUCUAACGCAUCACAGAUUCGGGUCGUAUGCAGCUAUACAGGAGAAUACUUUGGCAAAGUGGUAUGUAAAUGCAAAAGGGUAUUUUGAAGAUGUAGCAAAUGCCAUGGAGGCAGCGAAAGAAGAAAUUUUCAUCACAGAUUGGUGGUUGAGCCCAGAAAUCUUUAUGAAGCGACCCGUGGUAGAAGGAAAUCGUUGGCGACUAGACUGCAUUCUCAAGCGGAAAGCGCAACAAGGAGUGAGAAUUUUUGUAAUGCUCUACAAAGAAGUGGAGCUUGCUCUAGGAAUCAACAGUGAAUACAGCAAGCGGACCCUAAUGCGUCUACAUCCGAACAUCAAGGUGAUGAGGCAUCCAGAUCACGUGUCAUCCUCAGUGUACCUCUGGGCCCAUCAUGAGAAGCUCGUUGUCAUUGACCAGUCUGUAGCAUUCGUUGGUGGCAUUGACUUGGCCUAUGGGAGGUGGGAUGAUGAUGAACACAGGCUGACCGACGUUGGCAGUGUGAAACGAAUUGCAGGAACAAAGUCUACAUCUACAGUGAAUCUCAUACCUACAGCCGAGUCCACUGAAGCUUUAGCCCUGAAAACUCAGUCCCUGGGGAACCUGCCACAGCACAGAAAUAGUGAUGACAUACUAGAUUCUUCAAGAAUGAAAGGAAUAGGAAAACCCAAAAAGUUUUCCAGGUUCAGCAUUUAUAAGCAUCUCCAGAAGCACGGCCUACACCACGCUGAUAGUGUAAGCAGUAUAGACAGUGAGUCAGGUUAUUGUAAUCCUAGUAGAAGCCAGCAGAAUUUAAUCCAGAGUUUAAAACCCCACCUGAAAAUGUUUCAUCAUCCCACUGGGUCCAAACAAGGGCUCACUGAGUGUGAGGACGAUAAAGGAUCAAUCCGCAGCUUGAAGACAGGUGUUGGAGAACUUCUUGGGGAGACCAGGUUCUGGCAUGGAAAGGACUAUUGCAAUUUCGUCUUUAAAGACUGGGUUCAACUCGACAAACCCUUUGCUGAUUUCAUUGACAGAUACACCACACCCAGAAUGCCAUGGCAUGAUAUUUCAUCCGUUGUGCAUGGCAAAGCUGCACGGGAUGUUGCUCGACACUUUAUUCAGCGCUGGAACUUCACAAAGAUCAUGAAGCCCAAAUACAGAUCCCUGUCCUACCCAUUCCUGUUGCCAAAAUCUCAGCGAACCGCCAGUGAGAUGAAGUAUCAAGUGCCCGAGUCUGUAUGUGCCAAUGUACAGGUGCUCCGUUCUGCUGCAGAUUGGUCAGCUGGUAUCAAGUACCAUGAAGAAUCCAUCCACAAUGCUUAUGUUAGCGUGAUAGAAAACAGUAAACACUACAUCUAUAUCGAAAACCAAUUUUUUAUUAGCUGUGCUGAUGACAAAGUCGUUUCUAACAAGAUUGGAGAUACCAUCGCUCGGCGGAUUCUUAAAGCACACAGGGACAGCAAACGAUACCGAGUGUAUGUGGUGAUCCCGCUGUUGCCUGGAUUUGAAGGAGAUAUUUCAACUGGAGGUGGGAAUGCACUGCAAGCCAUAAUGCACUUCAACUACAGGACCAUGUGCAGAGGAGAUAAUUCUAUCCUGGGACAGUUGAAAGCAGAGAUUGGAGAUCGGUGGAUAAAUUACAUAUCGUUCUGUGGGCUUCGAACAUACGCCGAGCUGGACGGAAAUCUCGUCACUGAACUCAUCUAUGUUCACAGCAAAUUGCUUAUAGCUGAUGACAACACUGUCAUCAUUGGCUCUGCUAACAUCAAUGACCGCAGCAUGCUGGGAAAACGCGACAGUGAAAUGGCUAUCAUUGUGCAAGACACCGAAACCGUCCCUUCAGUGAUGGAUGGAAAGGACUACAAAGCCGGAAGAUUUGCUCAGUCACUCCGCCUCCGGUGUUUUAGGGUUGUUCUUGGUGGUUCAGCAGACCUCAGUGCUGAUCUUCAGGAUCCAGUCUCUGACAGAUUCUUCAAGGAGGUGUGGGUUUCAACAGCUGCCCGCAAUGCCACUAUUUUUGAUAAGGUGUUCCGAUGCCUUCCCAGUGAUGAGGUGACUAAUUUAGCCCAGCUGCGUGACUUCAUUGCCAAGUCAAAAUUGGUAACCCAAGAUGCUGCAAAAGCAGCAGAAGAAUUAAAGAAGAUUCAUGGAUUUCUAGUGCAAUUCCCCUUUCGUUUCCUGGAUGAAGAAAACUUGCUGCCUUCUGUUGGAACAAAAGAAUCCAUGGUGCCCAUGGAAGUUUGGACUUAG
Emys orbicularis (European pond turtle) is the source of this 3225-nucleotide messenger RNA. RefSeq names its product phospholipase D1 (gene PLD1). Gene Ontology annotation, molecular function: D-type glycerophospholipase activity; phosphatidylinositol binding. Gene Ontology annotation, biological process: regulation of microvillus assembly; phospholipid catabolic process; intracellular signal transduction. Bases 1 to 3225 code for a protein of 1074 amino acids. The record is from RefSeq and is a predicted model, not a curated record. Gene Ontology annotation, cellular component: intracellular membrane-bounded organelle; plasma membrane region. NCBI's taxonomy places the organism in Eukaryota, Metazoa, Chordata, Testudines, Emydidae. The transcript has 26 exons.